This is a messenger RNA of Rhagoletis pomonella (apple maggot), 2169 nucleotides long. RefSeq lists its product as uncharacterized. The coding region runs from base 1 to 2169 and encodes 722 amino acids. The record is from RefSeq and is a predicted model, not a curated record. The transcript has a single exon. Lineage: Eukaryota; Metazoa; Arthropoda; Insecta; Diptera; Tephritidae.
AUGAAAUGGUAUCACUUUCAUUGCGUUGGAGUCGACAGCAAUGUGGCUGACAUAAGCUGGAGCUGCGAGAUUUGUAGGCACGGCGGGUCAACUGCGAACGCGCAACCGACAGCAUCGUCAUCGCCAACUACCAACCAAAGUAAACGGCAAGUGCAUUUUCCAACAUCGGUCUCGACAACAGCAGGGAAAGCAGAUUUCCCGCGCAAUCCGCAACAAAAUGUGGUUGCUGCAACCACAACGGCUGCGUCUUUAACAACCGCCACGAAUAUGCCAGUACCAAUUACGUUUCCGACUAUGCUACCUGCCACCGCCACAAACUCAUCGCUGUCAAAUUUAACAUCUGCAUGCUGGGAUUUCCAACCUACUGCACCACAUGCCUCAUUGCAGGGCCGCCAAUUUCCCACGAUGACAACAGGGCGUUAUUCAACGCUCCCGGCAACGGCAUCUUUAAAAGAAGUCGUAUCUAGUAACAUAGCAUAUUCUUCAGCAGAUACCAUGUCUCGCGAACCGAAAAUAGUUGAAGGGCAAGGUGCACCAAAUGUCCAUUUGGCACGGGCGCCUUACAAUCAGGAGGUACACAGAAAGCUCCAGCUAGAACGUUUGGAGGAAGAGAUGAGGAUUCAGCAACAGUACUUGGAUAACAAGUACAAAAUUCUAUCUCAGUAUGACGAGUUACUUCCAACCAACAAUUCAUUUUUUACUGUGACCAACAGUUCUUCACCGUCACAAUUGGCCGCAAGACAAGCUAUCCCCAAGCAGCUCCCGACUUUUAACGGAGAUCCGGACGAGUGGCCGCUUUUCAUUAGCAGCUUUGAAAACAGCGCCACUGUCGCCGGGUACACCGAAGCUGAGAAUUUGAUACGACUACAAGCGAGCCUUAAAGGUAAAGCGCGUGAGAUGGUAAAGAGUAAACUGUUUAUGCCAUCCAUGGUACCUGAAAUUAUCAAAACCCUCAAGAUGUGUUUCGGUCGACCGGAGUAUAUUCUGGAGCAGGCGGUGAAUCGAGCUCGUGGUCUUCCGCCGGUGAAAGACAAAUUAGAGGCUCUUAUUGAGUUUGCACUUUGUGUGCGAAAUAUUUGUACUACCAUGGAAGGAUGCCAAAUGUAUAUGCAUUUACAUAACCCACUGUUGGUUAAGGAGCUGGUGCACAAGCUUCCAAACAAUCAAAAGUUAAGCUGGGCAGUUCACCCUAAAAACGAUGAAAUACCUGUAGUGAAGCAAUUUAGUGAGUGGUUGUACAGCUUAGCUGAAGCCGCAAGUACCGUAGUCAGCUUAGCGCCAACUAAUACGCGCAUGGUCAACACUCAUACCGUCGAUAUGACCCGAGAACGUAUGCAAGCAGAACAAAGAGCAGACCAAAACAAGCAGUGUAAAGUUUGCAAGAGCUACGAACACAAAGUAGCGCAAUGUGAAGUCUUUAAAAAUUUUUCACUACAACGCAAGUGGGAAGCAGUGAAGGCUAACAACCUUUGUCGCCAAUGCCUCAACCCACAUAGACGCAAAUGUUACUUAAACAGGAUCUGCGGUAAAGAUGGAUGUACAGUCAAACAUCAUCCUUUGCUCCAUAAAUCGGUAAUGAACCAAAGUAAACCAGUAAGUACUGCGAUUGAAUUCUCAGAUGCCACGGUAAACACCCACGGCAACGAAAGAAACCAACCUCUUUUCCGAAUCGUGCCAAUUUAUAUUCAUUCCAAAAUCAAAACAAUAAAAAUAUUUGCAUUUUUAGACGAGGGCUCAUCCGUCACGUUAAUGGAAAGAAAGAUAUUUGAUGAACUCGACUUGGUUGGUGAACAAGACCCUUUAUGUCUGCGAUGGACAGGAAACACUACGCGCGUUGAGAAGAACUCUGUAAGGGCUGCUAUUGAAAUUUCAAGUAUGACAAAUAAGCGAAGGUAUAUUUUGAAUAACAUUCACAAAGUCGACGACGUCGAUCUACCGGCACAAUCGAUCGACGCGUUUGAGUUGCAGAAAAUGUAUCCACAUCUAGCAGGUCUACCGAUCGCCUCAUAUGAGAACGUUAAACCAUCGAUGUUAAUCGGCGUUGAUAACUGGAAGCUCGCGGUUCCUCUCAAAAUAAGAGAAGGAACUUGGUCACAACCCAUAGCUUCGAAAACUCACUUGGGGUGGGCGCUGCAGGGAUGCGACGUUGGUUGUACGGAAGAAUGCUAG